CGUGAAGUCCUCCUUCUGUGAAGAGAAACUGAUACCAGUUGAUCUCAUUCACUUGUGGAGAGAAAGAGAGUGAGAGAGAUGGCAAGUCCAGCAGCUUUGAGGCCUUUCAGCACUGUCGUUUACUCGGCAAACCGACUCAAUCCAUCAAUCUCCUCUAUUUACAAACCCAAGACUCUUCUUUGCACUGCAUCAUCUCUCUCCAAUCUUGUUGGCUCAGAAGCAGGCGUGUGCUUGAGUGUUGGAACCCACCUCAUUCCCCAUCCCGACAAGGUUGAGAAAGGCGGAGAAGACGCCUUCUUUGUCAGCAACCACCGCGGCGGAGUCAUUGCCGUUGCUGACGGCGUUUCUGGUUGGGCUGAAAAAGAUGUGAAUCCAGCUCUUUUCUCUCGUGAGUUGAUGGCUCACGCUUCUAGCUUAGUGGAAGAUGAAGAGGUUAACUAUGAGCCAAGAAGUUUGAUUAGGAAAGCACAUGCUGCUACCACUUCCAUUGGCUCUGCCACUACAGUUGUUGCUAUGCUUGAAAGGAAUGGGAUAUUGAAGAUGGCGAAUGUAGGGGAUUGCGGUGUGAGAAUCAUACGGAGAGGUCAAGUAGUAUUUUCUACAUCUCCACAAGAACACUAUUUCGACUGCCCAUUUCAGCUGAGUUCGGAGGCUGCUGGUCAGACAUUCCUAGAUGCAACGGUGAUGACUGUGGAGCUGAUGGAAGAGGAUACGGUCGUGAUGGGGUCGGAUGGGCUAUUCGACAAUGUUUAUGACACAGAAAUUCUUGAAGUUGUGGACUCAUGUGAUAAUGUUGCUGAUGCUGCAAAGGCAUUGGCUAAUCUUGCUCAUAGCCAUUCGAAGGAUUCGAGCUUUGACUCUCCUUAUUCCCAAGAGGCUCGAGCCCGGGGUUUUGAUGUUCCUUGGUGGAAGAAAUUCAUGGGGAUGAAGUUAACAGGUGGGAAGCUUGAUGAUAUCACUGUGAUCAUUGGGCAAGUGGAGAGCUCAUUGAGCUCAUGAGAGAGAGAGAGAGCACUUGCAUUAACCUUGUUUCAUUGGACUGAUGCAUGUCUACAGAAAUUCUUGGUAUUGAUUGAUUGUUAGGGGAAUAUAUAUACAUGAUGAUUUCAUUUGGAAGAAACUUAAAAACCCAGAAUUGCAAGAACAAAAAAUCAAUUCAAAAAACCAAUAUCCAAUUUCAA
Molecule: messenger RNA, 1181 nt
Organism: Salvia hispanica
Lineage: Eukaryota; Viridiplantae; Streptophyta; Magnoliopsida; Lamiales; Lamiaceae
Gene: PBCP
Product: Protein phosphatase 2C family protein
Biological process (GO): protein dephosphorylation
Cellular component (GO): chloroplast
Molecular function (GO): protein serine/threonine phosphatase activity
Source: RefSeq, a predicted model, not a curated record